This is a messenger RNA of Spinacia oleracea (spinach), 1672 nucleotides long. Its product is annotated as thaumatin-like protein 1b. Bases 210 to 1115 code for a protein of 301 amino acids. The transcript has 3 exons. The record is from RefSeq and is a predicted model, not a curated record. NCBI's taxonomy places the organism in Eukaryota, Viridiplantae, Streptophyta, Magnoliopsida, Caryophyllales, Amaranthaceae.
AAAAAUUCAAGAACACAAAAGCAAGAAAUAACGAAAGAGGAAUGGAAAACAACUUACCUUAAAAAAAAAAUGGAAUACAACGAAACAAAAAGCAAACAAUACUGAAUUGGAAAACUAGCUUUAUUACAGAGUUUUUCCUCAUCAUUCUUUUUACAAAUUCCCCUUUUCCCGGCAAAGCAUUCCACUCCCUGACUCCCCUCUUUCAAUCAAUGGCUCGCAUCUUCUUCUUCUUCCUCUUCCUCUCUCUCUCCUCACAAACAGCUCUCGCUGCAAAAUUUCGGCUAGUUAACAAGUGCAAACACACAGUAUGGCCAGGCCUCCUCUCCGGCGCAAACUCCCCACCUCUUCCAACCACCGGAUUUUCUCUCUCCUCCGGAAAAUCCCGCACUCUCCACUUCCCAAGAUCCUGGUCGGGUCGACUCUGGGCCCGAACUCUCUGCUCCGGUAACCCAUCCGCCGGGAAAAUGACCUGUCUCACUGGGGACUGCGCCUCCGGGAAACUCGAGUGUGGCGGUGCUGGUGCCAUCCCUCCCGCCACUCUAGCUGAGUUCACUCUCAACGGUGCCAAUGGUCUUGACUUCUAUGACGUCAGCCUCGUUGACGGUUACAACCUCCCUAUCCUUAUCGUUCCUCUUGGUGGCCGUGGCGGAGACUGUAGCCCCACUGGGUGUCUUGUUGAUAUUAACCGCGCGUGCCCUAGAGAACUUAGUGUCGCCGCGGCGCGUGGAAAUGGGAGGGGGAAAGUGGGGAAGGGAACUGCCGUCGCGUGUAAGAGCGCGUGUGAGGCUUUUGGGGACCCACGGUAUUGUUGUAGUGAAGGGUAUAAUACGCCUGACACGUGUCCGCCGUCGGUGUACUCGUUGUUCUUUAAGGAGGCUUGCCCGCGCGCGUACAGCUACGCGUAUGAUGAUAAAACGAGUACUUUCACUUGUGCUUCUGCCGAUUAUAUCAUCGUCUUCUGCCCUCCUCCUUAUACCAGCCUAAAAUUGCUGGGUAAACGAAGAGUAAUGGCAGGGGAACUACCAUUGGUGAACAAAACAAUGAUGUACUUGCAUUCAAGAGGAAGCAAAGUGUCCACAGGUCUAGCUACUUCUCAUCUUACUGCUGGCCGGUAAUGAAGAGAAGUGGGUGUCAGCUUUCGACCCCAUUUUGUACCCAUUUCCUCUCAUCCUUUUACAAUUUCUCUUCAAUGCUCUCCUCUCCGAAUUCAUGCCUCAACAUGCUGGGAAAGAUGAGCAAUUCUACAUCAUGUUUAAUCUUGCACCACUGCUCAAAGUUAAACUGUACAUAUCAUUUUUUUCUUCCCUUGUCAUAAGCGGCUCCUUUUAGGUACAUACUGUGUUUUAGUUUUGAACAGGAGGUAAUACCAUGUUUGUUUUCAAGAAUGUCUGAAAGUUAUCCGUCCUGUCCCUCGAUUUGUUAUUGUACUUGGGGACUCUUCCAUGGGAGAUCUUGAAUGCUAUCAAGGCUUGUAUUUUGAAUUUUGUAGCCUGCAAACUUGGGUGCUUUAAUUCCAGCUAAAAGCUAGCUAGUGAUUGAGCUUUAGUUUUGGCUUGAAGUAGAUGAUCACUGUAUUGUAUUGUGAUUUGUAGCUGUACGCGUAGAACAUAAUCCCAUUUGGUUUGCUGUGAGCCAGUGGCCUUUAAUUCCAUUUAUCUGCUACGUUGUGAAA